AUGGAUGUGUAUCAAAAAGCAUUAAAGAAUCCUGAUCCACCGAAAAAGCCAGGCUCGCAUUCAAAAACACCGCUGGUAGACAGCGAACAUAAGGUUUCGUUUGUUCCCGGGGUGCCAAGCAUCAGUCAGUUGCACCAGGAGCCUAGGCUACUGCAACCGACACAACCAUUGCCAGCACUAGUACUGCUGCAGCAACAUUUUGCUGCCGUUACAUCGUCAUUCCCUAUCCAACAACCAGCGUUUCCACCCCUGCUGCAAUUUGUAUCCCAGAUUAUACCGUCACAAUAUACACAACAACAACCGCUUCAAAUACCCAAUCAGGGGAAUAUGUCGUUGAAUCACACACAAACUCCGAACAGCUCAGUCACUAAGAUACACCAAACUAGAUCGCCUGUGUUGCCAAACACACGUGAGCAGCGACAACAGCAAGAACAAGGACAAGAGCAACAAUAUGCUCAAUUAAAGCAAGAAUUUUUCUCCUCUAAAAGAAAGAGGAAUUCACGCCGAAAGCAUCGUAAUUCACAUCUUGGUUGUGGUACUUGUAAAAAGAGAAGGAUUAAAUGUGAUGAGACAUUACCAUCAUGCCUCAACUGCAUAAAAGGAAAACUUCAUUGUGCUUAUUUGAACCUCGACAACCAGGCAAGAAAUGCAUUAAGGUUAGCUCAAUAUAAUCAAAGCAUGAGACAAGAGAGAUUGGAGGGAGGCAAAACUGCUGAUGCACAACAACAACAGCAACAGCUGGUUUCCGUUGGUGCUCUGCUUGCUCAACAACAAGCACAAAAUGGUCCAGUUCUUGCAUCGGUAGGGAAUGCGCCAGCACCACAUCCAACAAUAAUGGCUAAUAAUGGUGGAUUCAUCCCAAUGCAACAACAAAUGGGACAAGGCGCAUCUUUGCCUUCUACGGCUGUGAUGCAAUCGCCUUAUGGUCCAAUAUCGUUGGUUCCUGUGUUGACUAACACUGGUGCAGUUGUAUAUGCGCCGACAUCCGCUUUUCCUGGUCCAGUUCCAGUUUCUCAGCAACCUACACCAGUCCCGCAAAUGCCAAUAUUGACGAACACAUCACAACAACUGUUAUCACAACCUAGUCUUCCUUUACCACAACAACAAACACCAAGUUCAAUACGAGCAAGAGCGCCAUCGAUUUUGUCAGCAUCAUCCAUGGGGCAGGAGUCACAGACAACAUUAUCGGUAUCGCCAACACAACGACAACUGCAUCAAAAAUUACCAUCCCUAACGCCAAUAAUGUCAACUGCUGCAAAUGCUGCAACGUUGGCCUCACAAAAUAUACAAAUCAAACCACAACAUCAAGAACAACCGUCUUCCAAUGCUGAAAUAAAGUUGCCACCACUUGCCCCUAUUUCAGUUCCUAGCAUUAGUGUAUCUAAAUCGAAUUCAACAUCAGUCUCACCUUCGCUCAAGUCAGAUUCUGAGUCUGUACAAGCACUGAGGUCAGCACCAGUUUUGUCACCAAUCUCAAUGACCAAUGUUGGUGCCAAAGAGGAUAAACCAACAUUGCCAGCAUCUCAACCCGAAAAAUCACCUGCUCUUCCUAGUAUAUCACAUAUCACACAACAACCGUCAAUGAAUUCCAUUCCAACAAGUCCAGAUUUGAAACAACAACAGAAAGAGGAACAGAAAGAGGAACAGAAAGAGGAACAGCACCGUCGAGAAGAACGUGAUCGUGUUUACUCACGUUCCGAGGUAAAUACUGCAUCACACUCUAGAUCAAGAUCUCGCUCACCAACACGAUCACGAUCAAGAACAGCGAGUCCACAAUCGAUUACAUCUAAUGUAGCAGCCACUAUUGUUGACGCUCCGUCAUCGCAUUUGAUUCCUAAGCUGGGAUCAGUAUCGAAUUUCGGCUCAUUGAGUAUCAAAGAAGAAGAUAGUAAAAAUGGUGAAUUGAAAUUGCCGAAAACUGGAGUCGAUAGUGCUGUUGUAGCUGCCACCAACUCUACUAAUGGAUCUAAAGAAGAGAAGGUAUCAAUCUCAAAAUUAAUCACAUAA
This is a messenger RNA of Lodderomyces orthopsilosis Co 90-125, 2007 nucleotides long. It is a transcript of the gene ZCF21, whose product is annotated as Zcf21p. The transcript has a single exon. Lineage: Eukaryota; Fungi; Ascomycota; Pichiomycetes; Serinales; Debaryomycetaceae. Gene Ontology annotation, biological process: regulation of DNA-templated transcription. Gene Ontology annotation, molecular function: zinc ion binding; DNA-binding transcription factor activity, RNA polymerase II-specific. The record is from RefSeq and is a predicted model, not a curated record. Bases 1 to 2007 code for a protein of 668 amino acids.